Molecule: messenger RNA, 1825 nt
Organism: Galdieria sulphuraria
Lineage: Eukaryota; Rhodophyta; Bangiophyceae; Galdieriales; Galdieriaceae
Exons: 1
Coding region: 100-1125 (341 amino acids)
Source: RefSeq, a predicted model, not a curated record
UCAAAAUUGUAGAAGAUUGAAACAAACGAUUCGGUGUUUAGUGUGUCUUCAUAUCGCCCGACUUGCAAAGAGUAAUCUAUCAAUCUUGCAUAAAAACUGAUGAUGGCAAUCAACCCUCGGAAAUUUCAAAUAGUGGGAAAUAUGCAAAUGGUUUUCACAGUUGAUGAGGAAAGUGGAAAGGACGCUUAUGUGUUAAGUGCCUUGACAAAGCUUCCUGACAAUCCAUUUGUAGCUUUAUCUGCUCUACAUUUUCUGCAGCAUGAUCCCCUGACUACACGUUUGGCUUUGCAACGGCUAGUACAAUCGAUAGACCCUAAUACCGAGAAAGGUGUACAAGACCUGUCUUGGUUGACGGAGCACCAUCUGGUUGAUUUGCUUGCUAAUAUACUGGCAGACUACGGAACAAGCAAUGAGAAUAUAGCUUGUAGUGUAUGUGCUAUAGUAUUUGAUAUAUCUGGCCAACCAAAGGGUCGUUCUGAACUCAUCAAGUUUGGAAUCAUACCCAAGAUAAUAGAAAGCGCUCGGACUUUUCCCAGGCAACGAAAACUUGUAUAUUUUGUUUGUGGAGCACUUGGUAACUUAUUGUGGGAGAAGAAAACAAGAGAUAUCGUAUUAAUGAAGGAGAUCGUGAACUUCCUUAUGGCAAGCAUCGUGAACAAUGAAACCGAAGAAAGAAUAGUUCGAGAAGGCAUUCGAGGGCUGUAUAAUGCGUGCUAUGUGGAAGAAACUGCAGAAAUGCUAUCAAGUGCGAGAUCCUGGAUGGAAAAGCUGGAAAACAUUAUGAAUAACCUGACGGAUAGAAAUUCUACAGCUCAUCUGUUCUUUCAAAAACUAGAACAGAAACUGGAAACGUCGCAAGAAGAUAAUUUGGUCAAGAAGAUUUCUUGGGUUUCUGUGACAAGUGAACAGGAAGAAGUUGCUGGUUCCGCUGCAGUAGAAAGUCAAGAAACGGAAGAUUGCUCUUUUAGUCAGGUCGACAAUUCUCCAAGGAAAUGUUUGAACAAUAACAAGGAAGAAUGGAACUCCAUAUCGCAAGGCUGUUCGACACUUCCGUCUUAUGCUAUGCUUUCAGUUGUCUUGGGUGGUCUCUUAUUAAGUGCCUUUGCUUAUUAUCGAUGGCAUUGAGUUUGUAUUUACAUAUGUAAUCAAUAUACGUAUAAAAAGAGAGUUGUAUGCACAUAAAUGAGUUGCUUUCUAACAAUGUUGCUUUUAACAAGUUUAAUCUAUUUCUCAAAACUAUAUUGAGACUGUAGAAGCUAUAAAGUUGAAUCAACUUGCCUUCUGUGUUGCUUUCUUGAAAGUGGAAUUGUAAAUGACAAAACAAGUUGGAUAACUUGUUUCAAGUAGUCAAAUAUUAUCGUUUGUAAGCAAUUGAAUUGUCUAUGACUUUGCUAUUCUCCUUUUACCGUCACUAGAAGAAAACCACUAUCAGAAAUAACAAAUAAACUCCUGCAUCGUUUUGAGACGUUGACAUAUUGAAAGUGGAUAAUUUUUUCUCCCAGAAAAGUAGCGACUUUGUCAAGGAAUAUUCAACGCAGACUUCCGUGACUAGAGCCUGCUGCUGAGUUACAUACUAUGGACACUGUCGAAGCAUUUAAACGACUAAAGUUUAUGACUGCACGGAAAUCAUCCAAUGAAACUAUCUAGGCAAGUUUUUUGGGAUGCGCUUAAAGCACCUCAUUUGUUGAGGAUACUCGUAGUCUAAGAGUUGCGGGAGUAUAGCUAUUACAUCCAGGGAAGAGGGUCCUUUGUCCUAUCUUAUGACUUUUUGUAUCUUCAAGUAUUUGUUGUUUUCUUUCAUUUUGAAGUUUGGCUGUUUGAACUC